CGCAGCGGUGCACUCUGCGAGAGAAUCUUGUUGGCCAGCUUCGGACUGCCGUGUACUCUGAUGACAGGCUCUUGUGCUGUCGGGCAAGGCCGGGGUAGCUCAAAGAUAUCGUUCUGAGCAAAGCAUUGUACAUCACGUGUAACUCGACAACGAAUCUAUUUGAGACGGCGUGCGUGGUUGUCAUUCGAAAUAGUCGCGACGCGUUUCUGACUUCCGCAUCGGAAGAGGCGCUCAGGCCUGUCAUAAAAUCUCUCAUAUCCAUCGUACACUGCUUCUAUACCCUCUUCCAACAUCGCCGCGCUUGAAUCGUAGUAGCGACAAAGUGUCCGCAGCCAUGCCAGGCUUGCGCAAUGCUUUGACAUGGUCCGCAACAAUGGAUGCGCGCUAUGAGCGAAAGACCGUCGGCUUGCUGUCACUUGCCGUGGCUGCAACCGGCACGAUCUUUGGUGAUCUCGGUACAUCGCCUCUCUACGUGCUCAACGGCAUUUUUCCUGCCGCCGGCGAUGCACCCUCUGCAGAGGAUGUCUUGGGCGCCGUGUCGGCCAUCGUCUGGUCGAUCACACUCGUGCCUCUCAUCAAGUACAUCAUCAUCGCUCUCGAAUUUGGUACAAAAGACGAACAAGCAGAAGACGUGAAUAAGGCGCCCCAGGAAGGAGGUCCCUUUGCUCUUUACGGGCAGCUGUACCUCUCCGAGCCGAAAGGCUCAGAGAUUACCAUGCCAACGAUCCAUACCCCCAGCUCGAGCCGCUUCAACGAGAGCAAGCGCUUCAUCGAUCGCGCAUUCGCUCGCACGACUAUUCUCGUCAUUGCGCUCGUAGCCGUCGGUCUGAUCAUGUCCGAUGGCAUCUUGACGCCUGCUGUCUCUGUCGUGUCUGCCGUUGGCGGCCUGGCAGUCGCAGUGCCCUCACUUAAUUCUAGCGACAUCGUUGGCAUUUCUAUCGCCAUCUUGGUCGUUCUGUUCGGCGCACAGCGUUACGGAACUGCUCGACUGGGCAGUCUGUUCGGACCGAUCGUUCUCGUUUGGUUUGCUCUGCUUGCUGGAACGGGCAUCGCCAACAUCGCCACUCAUCCGGGCAUCUUCCGAGCAUUCGAUCCCUCGCGUGCUGUGCUUUAUUUUGUUAGACAAGGCAGCAUCACGCCCUUAAGCGGCGUCUUGCUCGCCAUCACAGGUUGCGAAGCCAGCUACGCCAAUCUUGGCCAGUUCUCCAAAGGCUCUAUUCGACUGAGCUUUAUUGCCUGCGUCUAUCCCGCCCUUCUGUUAGCAUACCUUGGUCAAGGCGCUCGUCUGAUCGUCGAUCCGACCAACACGUUGAGCAAUGUGUUUUACAACUCGAUUCCACUCAAGACGGGAGGCGGGCUGUGGUACACUGUAUGGCUCUUCGGCAUCCUCGCGACCAUUGUCGCAUCGCAAGCUAUGAUCACCGCCUCGUUCUCUCUUAUUCAGCAGAUGGUCGGCAGCGGCUCCUUCCCGACAGUCGCAAUUCGUCAUACUUCGGAUAGUCAUCGUGGUCAGAUCUACGCGCCUGUGCCCAACCUUCUUCUGCUCGUCGGCUGCGUUGGCGUUGUCGUCGGCUUCGGCACUGAUUCCCGCCUGACAAACGCAUACGGCUUUGCCAUCUCGUUCUUGCUGUUUUUGACGACGAUGCUCUUGACCCUCGUAAUGAUCAACGUCCGUGCCAUCCCCGCCGUCGUCGCUGUCGCCUUUCUGCUCUUCUUUGGCUUCAUCGACGGCCUCUUCUUCUCUUCGUCUGUGCAAAAGAUCCCACAAGGCGCAUAUGUUACGCUGACGCUGGCAGUGGCGCUCGCUCUCUUUCUGUGCUUCUGGACCUGGGCUCGACACAAGGAAGACGUUUUCGAUGCAGCACAUCGUCUGCGGCUCAACGAGAUUUUCACACGCAGUAACGCUUUCGAGCCUGGCACGAGCGAAGAGGAGAAGACAGGAGCCACAACGGCCUUCUCGAUCGAGCCGAUCGACGAGCGAGCAGACCACGAAAUCGACGAAUUGGCAAGAACGACGAGCAAUGUGUCUGAGCAAAAGGUCAAGAUUGCUCGCAUUGCGGAGAAAGAUACCUCGAUCGGAGAACUGAUGCUUAUUGCCCCGGACGGACCCAUCAAGCUGCCUCGCAUGGAAUGUUUCUCGUUCUUUCACCAUCUCGGCGAAGGCGUCGGCGCGCCUCACAGCUUCUCGAGUCAGCUCCGUCAUAUGCCAGUCUUACCUCGCGUCUGUGUCUUUUUGGCGAUCAAGACCGUCAACGUGCCUCAUCUGCAAGAAGAGGACAAGUACAUGGUCGAUAAGCUCCGGGCGAUCGAUGGCCUGUACGUGAUGAGAUAUCGCUUGGGGUAUCGCGACAAGGUCGAUUUGCGCAACAUGGUCCAGCCUGUGCUCCAGCGUAUCGUCGAUAUGGAGCGAGGUGGUCGUCUGCCUGGAACGGCUGCAGAAAUCGAUGCAAAAGUCGCUCUGAUCGAAGCAGCUGCCCGUACGCCGACUCAUUUCUUACCGAGCUACCAUGUCACUUCGAAGGGCAACGACAUCAAGAUGGUCUGGCUUCGCAAGCCUCUCGAUGCUAUUCGUGCCUUCCUCCUUGAAGAAUGCUACAGAAGAGUCGCACAGAACUUUCCUCCUACUGCUGGCUAUAUCGUCGACGAGUCGCAGAUCCUUCGUAUUGGAGUCAAUGCCAGUAUCUAGAUUCAGUGGGACCUGGGAAUACUGUUGUGGUCUGUAGAAAUGACAUGAUUGCCGGUACAACCUAGAUCUAUAUACGUGCUUGUCUGGCGGCACGUUGCGGUGGCGGGCGGCUGACUCCUUGCGGUCUGAUCGCGCCUUGAAUAGCAGGUCGACCUGCAGGCUGCGAGAAUAUAAACUCAUGUAGCGCGCUGUCUCGAAUGAGCUCACAGGACGCGAUUUGAUUGGUGGCAAGGGAGCAGCCCGCAGGAGCGCAAUUGGCUUUGACGGCAAUAAAGUUGCGACUUGGGGCAAAUCAGCGGCAGGCGGAGGUGCCGGUGCUUGCAAGACAGGUACUGGUGGAGCUUGUUGAGCGAGGAUAGGUGGUCCUGCUGGAGCUGGAGCAGGGGCGGGCGGAGGUAUAUCGAGUGAGACGCGUUCGCCAGGCUCAGGCACCGUGACUGGCUUUUGCUGUGCUGCGGUCAAGCUGGCGAGCAGGGUCAAGAGCAGCACA
This is a messenger RNA of Mixia osmundae IAM 14324, 3176 nucleotides long. RefSeq lists its product as uncharacterized. The coding region runs from base 335 to 2686 and encodes 783 amino acids. Gene Ontology annotation, biological process: potassium ion transmembrane transport. Gene Ontology annotation, molecular function: potassium ion transmembrane transporter activity. Lineage: Eukaryota; Fungi; Basidiomycota; Mixiomycetes; Mixiales; Mixiaceae. The transcript has 5 exons. Gene Ontology annotation, cellular component: membrane. The record is from RefSeq and is a predicted model, not a curated record.